AUGGGUAGAUCUCCAUCUUGUGCAGAGAAAGGUGUGAAGAAGGGGCCAUGGACGCCGGAGGAGGAUCAGAAACUGAUUGAUUAUAUACAAGACCAUGGCCCUGGAAGGUGGCAAUCACUGCCGCGGAACGCCGGUUUAAACCGGUGCGGAAAGAGUUGCAGGCUUCGGUGGACUAAUUAUCUGAGGCCUGACAUCAAGAGAGGGAAAUUUUCUGACGAAGAAGAGCAAGUCAUCGUCAAUCUCCAUUCAGUUAUUGGAAACAAGUGGUCGAAGAUUGCUAGCAAGCUCCCAGGUAGGACUGAUAACGAAAUAAAGAAUUUCUGGAACACCCAUUUGAGGAAGAAGCUCCUCCAUGAUGGUAUUGAUCCAAGAACACACAGACCUGUCUAUGAUCUGAACCUCCUCCUUAACCUUUCUCAAUUGCUGUCUACCCCAAACUUCAGCAAUUUGAUGAAUCCUUGGGGCAAUGCUCUUAAGUUGCAAACUGAUGCCACUCAUUUAUCCCAAAUCGAACUCUUAAAAAGCAUUUUGCAGUUCAUAAAUACAAGUCCACUUCCAAAUAUUGAUCAAACUAGUUUCUUGGGAUUACAGAACUAUGCCCAGAUUGAUGGAUUUUUGCAUGGGACAAACACCCUCCAUACAGUUGAUCAGCCCCAAGAACCCUUCCAUGGCUACAGUACUGCCAUUACAAGUUAUUCACAGGCUUUGUUUGAAAGGGUGUCAAGCCAAGAGGUUCUGAAUGCCAAUGGUAACAGCUUAAUCAGCACAGGUGAUUAUCAGACAGAAUGUCCACUUCCUGCAUUGGUUUUAGAUACUCCCGAAAGCACCAUUGUCAACCAAAUGGAAAACACAGAGCCAGCUUAUAUUUCUGCCCAUUCACCCACCUCCAACUUCUUUGAGGAUUGGGAAAAACUGCUGGAUGGUGAAGCCAGUAGUUCCUUCUGGAAAGAUAUUAUAGAUUGA
This is a messenger RNA of Ilex paraguariensis (yerba mate), 963 nucleotides long. Lineage: Eukaryota; Viridiplantae; Streptophyta; Magnoliopsida; Aquifoliales; Aquifoliaceae. The record is from the annotation of a GenBank genome assembly.